AUGGGUCAGACACUUAGUGACCCUGUCCCUCUGGUCUCCCCUAGGGAGCAACCAAAGGAGACCCAUAAACAUAAAAAUAAACCCAAGGAGAAGAGCAUCCCUCCAGCCCUGACCUUUCUUCAGCUGUUUACACUGCUGAGCUGCGUCAGGAUGAAGAAGACACCAUUUGAUCCCUCCCAGAGCGGUGAGGGGAGAAAGGCAACAACGAUACACGAUAUGAACAACAAUAAUGACUCUGAUACUGGUGAGUGUGAGGAGGUGUCUAUUGACUAGUGCUGCUACAUAGUACAAUUAUUUAGGCUUCACUUGGAGGAAAUGUUUCACUUACAGGCUCUGACUAUUCUGCAGGUGAUGUGAAAAGGAUCAAGGACAAGAGUAAAGGAAAGGUUCGGAAAGAGAAAGUUUGGAUUGAAGUUCAGAAAUCUCAGGACCACAAACGCAGAACGACACCGGAAACAGAAAAAGACAUUAAACAAAGAUCUAACUCGGUAAGACAUCCAAACCUGCUUAUCAAUGAGGAUUUGCCAAUGCAUUUGAUAAUUGAUAAUGACCACAAUAAGGAAAACACAGUAUAUUGUGUUGAAUUUGAUACUUUGACACUGCUUGACAAAUGUGAUAAUGUCACAAUGCCCCUUCGGAUGGGGUAGGCCCUACUAGUUAAAAAGUCUUAACGGAAUCCAUGGAACAUCCCAACUCUGACCUUACCCCCAUUGAAGUUGAAAUUGAAAUGGUUAAGGUAAGGGUUAAGGUUAGAGUUAGGGUAAGGGUAGAGGUAAGGUUAGGGUUUAGGGUAGGGAUGUCUCAAGGAUCUCGGAUAGCACUAACCCUAGUUAUUAUUGGGUAACAUUCUGCCAUGGAAACACACUAGAGCUCAUUGGCUAUUGAUAUUGUAGUUUGAAAUAUCAGUAGAUUUCUAACUGAUGUACUGAUUGUGACCCUGAGGUCUCCCCUGUGGAGAAAGCAAAGGAGACCCAGCAGAAAGAGAAGAAGCAGAGCAUCUAUCCAGCUGUGGCGGCCCUGCAGCUGUUCACUCUCUUCUGCUGUGGAGGGAAAGUCAAGCUGAAGAAAACUCGUCCCUCUCAGCACAGACAGAGUAAAAAGGACCAGGACGAAGAUAAUGCAUCUGAUACUGGUGAGUGUUAUGGGUUGUCUGUUGAUUAGAUAUAGAAUGAUAUUGCUCCACUUGGAAAGAUGUGUCUUCAAAAUCAAAAUGUCUAAUCUAAACAGGCUCAGACUGGUCUGGAGGAGAUGUUACAACCAAAAAGGUCAAGGACAAGAGUAAUGGAAAGGUAGGGAGGGAGAAAGACUGGACUGAAGUCCAGCUAUUGAAAUCAUCUCAAGACCACGAACCCAGAAGUACAACACCAGAAACAGACAAGGGAACUAAUUUGGGACAAAGACCGAACUCUGUGAGACAAGCAAACAUGCUGUAUCAUAUUUUAUUGUGAGCAAAAGAUCUUUCCCAUAAUGUUUGAUCAUUGGGUAUUGCAAUUGUCUUAUGCAGGCAAAUCAAAGGACACCCCGGCAAGUGAAGACCCAUGUGGAGAAAAUUUACAUAAGUCCUGACUCUCCGACUCAACCACGUGCCCACGUAAGUUACUGAAACCUGACUUACUAUACGGACAGACAGAGAUUCACACAUCCAGGCAGUUUCCCCUCUGACCUCAACCUAACCCCCCUUUUCCUCCGGGUAGAGCUCCCUCUCCCAGUUCUCCCUGGCUAGGAACCUGGCCAUCCUCCCGCUGGAGUGGCAGCUACCUGGAGUCCCUCUGACCACCUCGUCUAUGGCAACUAGGACAGAGAGAAAGCCAUCCACUACCAACACUUCGACACAGGCGCAGACAGAAACACAGACAACAGAUAUGAACACAGACACACAGACCACUGCCACCUCUCAGAGACAGAUCUCCAUGGUGACCACCCAGUCAUCAGAGACCAUGACAGAGGUUCACACAUCAGACUCAAGCACCCAGAACUCCACUCCUGACAUGGCACUGACCCCUGAGAGCACUAAGGACAUGAUCGCUAGUGAUGAGGAUGUGAAGGAUGACUCUGCUGAAGAUUUGAUCUCCACCCUAACAGACACCUCUAUGGAGAAAUCCGUCAGUGAGACCAGCCUGAAAGCCCUCAUUGCUGAGGAUGAGGAAGAUAACAUUGAGAUGAAGGAUAUGGCUGCCUCCGCUAGCCCUGCAACUGAUAAUGCCAAUGAGGAUGCAAAGCUACUGGAGCUUGCAGCACUUUAUGACUACAUGUUGACAGUGGAGACCGAGCUGUAG
Coregonus sp. 'balchen' is the source of this 2276-nucleotide messenger RNA. NCBI's taxonomy places the organism in Eukaryota, Metazoa, Chordata, Actinopteri, Salmoniformes, Salmonidae. The record is from the annotation of a GenBank genome assembly.